This is a messenger RNA of Mirounga angustirostris (Northern elephant seal), 3325 nucleotides long. RefSeq names its product ankyrin repeat domain 6 (gene ANKRD6). The record is from RefSeq and is a predicted model, not a curated record. Lineage: Eukaryota; Metazoa; Chordata; Mammalia; Carnivora; Phocidae. Gene Ontology annotation, cellular component: cytoplasm; nucleus. The coding region runs from base 366 to 2645 and encodes 759 amino acids. The transcript has 16 exons. Gene Ontology annotation, biological process: negative regulation of canonical Wnt signaling pathway; positive regulation of JNK cascade. Gene Ontology annotation, molecular function: protein binding.
GUGCGGGCGGCGGGCGCGGCGAGCUCGGCCACAGGUAACCUGCGGGAGCCGGCAGCGCAGCCUGGCGAGCGGGCGGCUGGAGGCGCGGCGCUGGGCGGCGCCGAGGCCCAGGGGCCGCCGGAGCCUGCGGGAACCCUUCCCGGUCGUCUGCCCUCGCCCCCAACUCUGUCGCCGGCAGCGGUCCCUGCGGCGCGGACGUCCGGCGCGCGAGAAAAAGGUCCUGAAGAUGGCAUAGUAAUAAUAGAGGCACCUUCUAAGGAUCGGGAGCAUCUUGACCCGUGGGUCCCUGCCCGGGCCAUUGGCGCCGUGUUGAGCUGAAGGAACUUGUCUACUGCGUUCCUGAAAACCUCUUUCCCUCCUAAUUCAUGAGCCAGCAGGAUGCGGUCGCUGCACUUUCAGAACGCCUUCUCAUAGCUGCGUACAAAGGCCAAGCAGAGAAUGUGGUUCAGCUCAUCAACAAGGGCGCCAAGGUAGCAGUUACCAAGCAUGGCCGGACCCCCCUUCAUCUUGCUGCCAAUAAGGGUCAUCUUUCUGUGGUCCAGAUCUUGCUGAAGGCUGGCUGUGACCUUGAUGUCCAGGAUGAUGGGGAUCAGACCGCCUUGCACCGGGCCACAGUGGUGGGGAACACAGAUGUCAUUGCGGCGCUCAUCCAGGAGGGCUGUGCUCUGGACCGCCAAGACAAGGACGGGAAUACAGCCCUACACGAAGCGUCCUGGCACGGUUUUAGCCAGUCAGCCAAACUGCUCGUUAAAGCAGGAGCCAACGUGCUUGCCAAGAACAAGGCGGGGAACACCGCUCUGCACCUGGCCUGCCAGAACAGCCACUCCCAGAGCACUCGCAUCCUCCUGCUGGGCGGGUCCCGGGCCGACCUCAAAAAUAAUGCAGGCGAUACCUGUUUGCACGUUGCCGCACGCUAUAAUCACUUGUCCAUCAUUAAGCUCCUCCUCAGUGCUUUCUGUUCUGUCCAUGAAAAGAACCAGGCUGGAGACACAGCGCUUCAUGUUGCUGCCGCCCUAAAUCACAAGAAGGUGGUUAAAAUCUUACUGGAAGCUGGAGCAGAUGGGACCAUUGUUAAUAAUGCCAGACUCCAUUGGAGACUGCCCGCUACCACAAUAAUCCGGAAGUUGCUCUUCUCCUCACUAAAGCUCCCCAGGCUGGAAGCUCCAUUAGAUCAGAGCACCAGGUCCAAGGCCGAGUCCAUCAUACUGAUGCUGCGCACGCCAGUGGUUUGUAACCAUGCCUCUUGCCUCCUUCAGGUCUUGCGCUUCAGUCGUGGGCGAAGCCUGAGGAAAAAGAGAGAGAGGCUCAAGGAAGAGAGGAGAGCUCAGUCUGUGCCAAGAGAUGAGGUGGCACAAAGCAAGGGAAGUGUCUCAGCAGGAGACACCCCCAGCAGUGAACAGGCUGUACCCAGAAAAGAAGAGGCCAGAGAAGAUUUCCUGUCCACCUCCCCAGAGCCCAGAGCAAAGGACAACAGGCAGAGAAAGUCAAGGCCCAAGGUGUCAGCGUUUUCUGACCCCACCCCACCAGCAGACCAACAGCCUGGACACCAGAAGGACGCGCAUGCACAUAAUCAUCCUAAAAAGAGGCCCAGGCACCGAUGCUCCCCCCCGCCCCCUCCCCAUGAGUUCAGAGCGUACCAGCUCUACACACUGUACCGGGGCAAGGACGGGAGAGUGAUGCAGGCACCGAUAAAUGGUUGUCGAUGUGAACCCCUAAUCAACAAGCUGGAGAACCAGUUGGAGGCAGCUGUGGAGGAGAUCAAAGCAGAGCUGGGGUCAGUUCAGGAUAAAAUGAACACAAAGCUGGGACAUAUGGAGAACAAGACCCAGCACCAGAUGCGUGUUCUGGACAAGCUGAUGGUCGAGCGGCUCGCAGCGGAGAGAACGGAGUGCGUGACCCGCCUGCAGCAGCAUUCAGACACCGAGAAGCACGAGGGGGAGAAACGACAGAUGUCAUUGGUGGAUGAAUUAAAAACCUGGUGCAUGUUAAAGAUUCAGAAUCUGGAGCUGAAGCUUUCUGGAGAUUCUAGGGCCUCUAGGACCAAAUCCGUACCAUCUACUUACGAGUCCUCUACAGGUGUGGAUCAAUCAGUGGUCACUGCAGGUCCAGUAGCAGCUUCUGACAGUUCUCCUCAGGUGGUGAGGCCCAAGGAAAAGGCCUUCAACCCCACGGCUCCCCAGAGAACACAGCAGGAGCUGUCUUCCUCAGACUGUAUGGGUUCCCGGCUGAGGAAUGUCAAGGUCCAGACAGCCUUGCUACCCUUGAAAGAGGCAGCCAAAUGUGAUCAGCAGGCUGGGCCCUGUGUAGACAGAGGCACCCAAACCAGGAAGUCUGGGAAAAGCGGGCAAACAAGGCAUCGGACCCAGCACCCAGCACCCAGCAACCCCUGUGGGCCGCCACCAGCAACAGGCAGCGAGCAGACCGCCCCUCACACUCGAGAUGCCUCCCAAGCUCUGGAGAUUACCCAGUACUUUUUUGAGGCUGUUUCUACCCAGAUGGAAAAGUGGUAUGAAAGGAAGAUUGAGGAAGCACGAAGCCAAGCCAGUCAGAAGGCCCAGCAAGACAAGGCCACGCUGAAGGAACAUAUUAAAAGCUUAGAAGAAGAACUUGCUAAACUAAGGACAAAGGUGCAGAAGGACAAUUAGGACCUGGGGCGUGGCACAAGAAGGGAUUCUUGAUGAUUGCUGGCUUUGCAGCUCUAGAAGAGCUAGGCCCAAGGUGUCCAUUAUUGUGCACGCAGUGGACUUGUCUUUCAAAAAAAGUCAAAUUUCUGAGAUGUGCCAGACCCAUGCUUCCUAUGCCCUGAAGUUAUGACGACUUCAACAAUGAGACUGAAACCAGGGGACGCUUGCUUAGUUUCAGGUGUCAUUACAAAGUCAUAACCUCAGUCCAGGCUCAUCUGAGGUUCGAAAGCUCAGAUUAAGUGAGCCACGCUUAGAAACUGACGAUCUGUAGAGUCUAAACCCUAAAAUUCAGGAUGUAUGAAAUAAUACAAAUCAAAGGGAAGAAGAAAAACGAAUCCCUUGUGAACGCCAGUAGUCAUUCAUGUGACGCGCACUUGCUGGGCCCAGACGGGCAUCUUUCUGUGAGCGCUGUGGCUGAGAUGCGCAAAGUUCCCUCUCAAUUCCUACUUCUCAAAAGGCUGACCUUUUAACCAGAUGAAAACUUAUCAAAUAGAUUUUGAGGAGAAAAAGAUUUUCAUAAUGUCACUAGAUCCAGCAUAUCUUAAAAUAUUUUGCAAAGUCGGAGGGUAUUUAAAAUAAUGAGGAACUGGCAAAAAGCACUGGGAAUAUUUGUUAAUAAACUCAAAUGAGAAAGGUUCAAA